UGAAGCAAGGUUGCGCUGAAGGAAGGAGAGAAAGAGGUGUGAGGAAAGGUAGGUAUCUAAGAAAGACUCUUGCAGCUUCUAAGGGAGUCACUCCUCCGCAGAGAGCUCUAUAAAUUCCUAGCUCCAUUUCAUAUGUUUCUCUCAUAGAACAGAUCUUAUUGUUAAGGUCCUCUCCAUUUCUCUUCUCUCCUCCAAUAUUCCCCUAGCUCUUCUCUUCUCUAUAAGAAGACAAGUCUUUUUGGUUUUCUCUGUCUGUUUGAUCACAUCAGCAGCCUUGUUUAUCUCUAGUUUGCUUGCCCAUUUCAGGGAAAAGCCCAUUUUGUGAUUGCCCAGAAGCAAAGCACCAGCCUGUCUUGCUCUUUAGUUUUUCCCAGACAUAAAUCCAGUAAUCCCUAUUGCUUAUAUUGGACUACUCUCUGCCUGAGUUUAUAGGCACCUCUAUUCUUCUGCUCUACAUCUCUCUUCCUUAUUUUGAGGUAAAAAGAGGCACCAUGGGAGGCACCUUAGAAUACUUCUCAGGCUUGUUUGGCAGUAGCCACAGGCGCAAGAAGAGGAAGCAAUUCCAGACUGUGGAGCUCAAGGUCAGGAUGGAUUGUGAUGGCUGUGAGCUCAAAGUUAAAAAUGCUCUUUCCUCAAUGAAAGGUGUUAAAUCAGUGGACAUUAAUAGAAAGCAGCAGAAGGUGACUGUGACUGGCUAUGUUGAGCAACACAAGGUCCUGAAGAAGGCCCAGUCCACAGGCAAGAAGGCUGAGAUAUGGCCUUAUGUUCCUUACAACCUGGUCAUGCACCCAUACGCUGCCAAUACCUAUGACAAGAAGGCACCCCCUGGCUAUGUGAGGAAUGUGGAGGCCAUCACCAUCUCCAGCCAGCCAUUUAGGCAGGAGGACCAGCUCACCAACCUGUUCAAUGAUGACAACCCCAAUGCCUGCUCCAUUAUGUGAAGGAGAACAGAUCCAAAGAGGAGUUUUUUUUCCUAUUACUUCCAGAGGCCCCAGCUGACCUCUUUCAGUUUCCCUUCCGUUAUCAAAGUUAGAAGAGGUUUAUAUUUAAUUGUUUCUAUGCAUUAAAAUUCAGGAGGUUUGGAUUGGAAGAGAUGUAGUUCUGCAGCAAAGAAGCUUUGGCUUGUCUUGUCUUUUUCUCUCCUUGUGUCAUGUAUGGGAGGGAGCAGUCUUAAACUGAUGAGUCUAUCCUGUAGUCUCCCUGCUGGGACCGGUUGGAAAUGAGGCAUGGGUGGUUGUGGAACAGCUACGGAUUAUCUACUCUGUUUUCCUUUUGUAUAAGGUUGCAGUUUAUUGUA
Elaeis guineensis (African oil palm) is the source of this 1297-nucleotide messenger RNA. RefSeq names its product heavy metal-associated isoprenylated plant protein 23. The record is from RefSeq and is a predicted model, not a curated record. Gene Ontology annotation, molecular function: metal ion binding. Lineage: Eukaryota; Viridiplantae; Streptophyta; Magnoliopsida; Arecales; Arecaceae.